Molecule: messenger RNA, 732 nt
Organism: Bipolaris maydis ATCC 48331
Lineage: Eukaryota; Fungi; Ascomycota; Dothideomycetes; Pleosporales; Pleosporaceae
Source: RefSeq, a predicted model, not a curated record
AUGAGAGUGCAAGUGCUGGCGCUGCUUGCGAGCAGCCUGGCGGCUCUGGGGUCUGCGAGAAUGCCUGCGUUUGCGCCGGCGAAGGACCGGCUUGAGAACAGGGAGUGGGCGUAUGAUGCGCAUGAGAUUGAUCAGCUGAGCGAUCGUUACGUGCUACAUAUGAAUGGGACGUUUAAACAAAGAUAUUUCUUCGACAAGUCGUUUUAUAAGCCUGGUGGCCCGUUGUUCUUGUACAUCGGUGGAGAGACGUGGGGGGGGGGGGGAAGUAACUUCUUGAAAAUUUACGGAUGGAAAGACUUUGCUGCAACCAUCUCCUUCCCCAUGGGCGGUCCCAUAUCCUACCCGACAUAUACAUUGCAAGAAAUCAACUCGGUCCCAGGGUACGGCGAGCCCUGGACCGGCCUCGGCGGUUACGCCGCCUACUAUGUCAAAACUGAUGUCGUCUCCCUCUGCACCAGUGGCCGCAUCGACAGCACCGACUACGGCUGCUUCAGUACCCACAACACCACUUACUACGCCGACCCCUCAAACUCAAACACGCGUUCCUACCGUUCUACGCUGACAGACGAGAUACGCAUCAGCAGUGAUGAUUAUCCGAGCUAUCUGAUUAUGGAUGCGGGACAUGUGUGGGAUGGAAGGGGGAUCAGGGAUGUGGUAAAGGAGCCGCAGUUUAUCCGUGAAGCGCAUUUGUGGGAGAUAAGGAUUGUUGGGAGGUUUUUUUUGGAGAGGUAG